Leptopilina boulardi is the source of this 5676-nucleotide messenger RNA. RefSeq lists its product as uncharacterized. NCBI's taxonomy places the organism in Eukaryota, Metazoa, Arthropoda, Insecta, Hymenoptera, Figitidae. Bases 788 to 1072 code for a protein of 94 amino acids. The transcript has 6 exons. The record is from RefSeq and is a predicted model, not a curated record.
CUUCACCAAUUUCCCAGUGAUGGGAGAUCACUACACUCACACAGCAAAUAUUGUUUUCUAAAUAUUUUUGAAAUAUUGUUGCAAACAGGAAAAUGUCCGCCAUUGAGGAAAUAUUGAUACAAAAUACUUGUGGAAAUAUUUCAUUAGAAUAUUUUGGAAAUUUUCAACUUUAAUACCGAUUGGUUUUUAUAUUUUUUAAAAAUUCUAACUUUCUAUGAAAUAUUUCUUAAAUAUUGCUGGAGUUUUCAUGUGUAAUAUUUCAGAAAAUUGCAUGGCAAUAUUUCCUCAUAGGCGGACAUUUUCCUGUAUGCGACAAUAUUUCAAGAACUUUUCAUUGAAAUAUUUUGGAAAUAUUAUGUGCUGCGUGGGCAGUAGCGUCAGUCUGUGUCGGUCAGACAUAUCCCUAUACAAAUUCGAAAAGUACUUUCGCACGUCGUGUUUGGCCCUAUAAGACCACGUGUUCGUGAAAUCUUUUAAUUUUUAAAUUUUUAGAUAAAUGAAUUUUUAUCUUUCGGGAGUGCUCGUACUUUGUAAAUCCGCGAUCGAGUACUUAAUAUAUUAAUUUUUUUUUUUAAAUUUACUUCUCUGUGAAUAAAUUUUUAUUUAGUUAAUUUUAAUUGAAAAUAAUUUUAUUAGUACCGGGAGUGUUUGUAAUAUUUAAAACCGCGAUCGUAUAAGUAAAAAUUAAAUGAGUUUUGAUUACAGUGAACACGUGGUUCGGGAGUGUUCGUAAAUUUUUAAAUCGCGAGUGAGUGUUUUUAGUGCCACUCCGGGAUGGAGAUCGGGUAUGGGCGAAGGGUGUCCACGAUUCAAUGAAUUAGUGCAAAAAAAGAAUCUUGAAAUUCGUCUGUGUUAUCUCUAUAUGGUCAAACAGAAUAAGAGCGGUCAUCCAAACAUAACCUCAGAGUUCGGGCUUCCUGAUUGGUUACCAAGGACAGAUUUUCCAUCGAAAUUAAAAAAAAAAGGUCCUACUUUAAAUCCAGAAGAGGAAAAAAGGGAAAUUUGUGCACAUCUAAAGCAGCUAAAGAGGGUCUAUGAUGCCUUAAACUUCGCCUCGGGUGGACAUGUCUAAACUCACAAAGGUGGUACGACUAUUUUCUGGGCAUAUAUGGGCCAUGGACUGUCAAGUGGUGAAAAUUAUUUAUACUAGGAAGAUCAUCAGGCCCACUCUAAAAUUUUUUGCAAAAUAUUCUUAGUAAUUACAGUAUGCAGUUGUUUCCUGAACAAGAAGAGGUUUCGGAGAUUUUCCAUGUGAACACGAGCAGAAGAUACGUCAGACAAUCGUAUUAUAAAAUUUAUUUUAACAAAAAUUCUCUAUGAAUUAUAAAAUAAAAGAAUAAUUUUGAUUAUCGGAGAAUUCAAAUUAAAAUUGGUUGCGCGCCACUUCCAGUAAAUUAAUGUCAGCCAAUCAACGCCCGGCGUUCUGUGUUCUACCCUCUCCAGCGUCGAGCGUCACUUCAAGAAUAAUCUCAGCCAAUCAACGCCAGGCGUUCUGCGUUCCACCACCUCCAGCGACGCGCGCAACUCCAUCGACACUUGUCGAGUCUUCACCCAUUUAGUCCGCCAUCAGCCACGUGCCAGCAACGUCCAGAAUUGAGGUGAGUUUUUCUCAAUUACUUAUCCCAGAUACCACUCCCUUUUCCAGGAAGUUAACCAUGUAAAGUUCCUUACUUAACUCUGUCAUUUUCCAGUUAAAUUGCAUGAAUUUCUAUAUAUCCCCCUUUUUUCUUUCCUUUGUUAACUUUUCUAGUACUUAUCAAUUAUUUACUAGAAAAAUGCAAAGGAUUAUUUCUAAAAUAUUAAAGUCUUAAGUUUUAAAGUUUGUAGUUUAAAAUUUUUUUUAAAUUAUAUAAUCGGAGUACUUUAAAUAAUUACUUUGGAAUUUCCUCGAAAAUAAAACUAAAUUUUUUUUUGUAAUUGGGACAUUCCACUUGAAGCGGGCAAUCUCUAUCCUGGUUUGUUUUUCAAUAUUAUUACUUUUAAAUAUUACUAAUUUAUUAAAAAUAUAUUAAGCGAAGGAAAAUGGGUAAAUAUUUUGUAUUAAAUUUAAUUUCCUUGACGGCAUUAAAUUUAAUACAAAAUAUAUAUCUAUUUUCCUUCGUUUUGUGAAUUUUUAAUAAAUUAAUAAUAUUUAAAAGUAAUAAUAUGAAAAAGAAACAAGAGGGGGUUGUCCUCUUCAUCUAGAAAGCCCCAAAUGUCAUUAAAUAAGUUUAAUAUGUGCAUAAUAUUUAAUUAUAUAUAUUAUAUAUUUUAACAUUGUUUUAAUUAAUAUUUUUGUAUAAAUAUUAUUACUUACAAAAUUUUUAAAAUCUCUUAAAAAUAUUGAUAAUAAAAAGAUGUUUUUUUGUCAAAAAAAAACUUCUUUUUAUUAUCAAUAUUAUUAAUUAUUACUAUUUUUUUUAUUAUUACAAUGAAAUACAUAAUUGCACAUAUGUGACCUAGACAGUGAAAAGAGGGUUCACGUGAGAAAAAAUUUAUUUGUUAUUGAUUGUUUAUUCUGAUAGAAAAAACUUUUUUCUAACAGAAUCACCAAUCAAUAAAAAAUUUAUUUUUUCGCACUUAUGCCCCCUUUUCACUGUCCAGGUCACAUAUAUGCAAUUAUGUACUUCAUACUAAUUGUAAAAAAAAGUAAUAAAGAAUAAUAUUGAUACAAAAAUAUUAACUAAUUGAAUAAUGUAGAAAAUAUUAAAUAUAUAAAAAAAUAUUAUUUGUAAGUUAGUUUUAUUUUCGAGGAAAUUAAAAUGUAAAUAAACAUUUAAAGUACUCCAAAAACAUAAUUUAAAAAAAACGUAAACUAUAAACAUUCUUUAAAUCUUAAACUUUAAAAUUUCAGAAACAAUCCUUUGCAUUUUUAAAGUAAAUGAACAUUGAUAAGUAGUAGAAGUAAACAAAGGAAAGAAAAAAAAGGGAGGGGGAUAUAAAGAAAUCCAUGGAAGUUAACUGGAAAGUGACAGAGUUAAAACCGGGACAGACCAUGGUUAACAGAAGGAAAAGGGACUGGUGGAAGGGAAAGUAAGAGAAGAACUCCACCAAGAGGAAGGACAGGAUGUACGUGGCUGACGUGAGGAGGCAACCAGGCAACAGUACACAAAGAAAAGACAAAAGAUAUUUUGAAUAAAAAUUUAUUAAAUAAAUUAACAUAUUUUUGUGUAAUUCUUCUUUUUAUCAUUCUUCUUCUUCUCCACCUUCCAACCACGUACGUCCUGUCCUUCCUCUUGGUGGAGUUCUUCUCUUACUUUCCCUUCGACCAGUCCCUUUUCCUUCUGUUAACCAUGGUCUGUCCCGGUUUUAACUCUGUCACUUUCCAGUUAACUUCCAUGGAUUUCUUUAUAUCCCCCUCCCUUUUUUUUCUUUCCUUUGUUUACUUCUACUACUUAUCAAUGUUCAUUUACUUUAAAAAUGCAAAGGAUUGUUUCUAAAAUUUUAAAGUCUUAAGUUUUAAAGAAUGUUUAUAGUUUAAAUUUUUUUUAAAUUAUAAUUUUAGAGUACUUUAAAUGUUUAUUUACAUUUUAAUUUCCUCGAAAAUAAAACUAACUUACAAAUAAUAUUUAUUUAUAUAUUUAAUAUUUUCUAUAUUAUUUAAUUAGUUAAUAUUUUUGUAUCAAUAUUAUUCUUUAUUACUUUUUUUUACAAUUAGUAUGAAGUACAUAAUUGCAUAUAUGUGACCUGGACAGUGAAAAGGGGGCAUAAGUGCGAAAAAAUAAAUUUUUUAUUGAUUGGUGAUUCUGUUAGAAAAAAGUUUUUUCUAUCAGAAUAAACAAUCAAUAACAAAUAAAUUUUUUCUCACGUGAACCCUCUUUUCACUGUCUAGGUCACAUAUGUGCAAUUAUGUAUUUCAUUGUAAUAAUAAAAAAAAUAGUAAUAAUUAAUAAUAUUGAUAAUAAAAAGAAGUUUUUUUUUGACAAAAAAACAUCUUUUUAUUAUCAAUAUUUUUAAGAGAUUUUAAAAAUUUUGUAAGUAAUAAUAUUUAUACAAAAAUAUUAAUUAAAACAAUGUUAAAAUAUAUAAUAUAUAUAAUUAAAUAUUAUGCACAUAUUAAACUUAUUUAAUGACAUUUGGGGCUUUCUAGAUGAAGAGGACAACCCCCUCUUGUUUCUUUUUCAUAUUAUUACUUUUAAAUAUUAUUAAUUUAUUAAAAAUUCACAAAACGAAGGAAAAUAGAUAUAUAUUUUGUAUUAAAUUUAAUGCCGUCAAGGAAAUUAAAUUUAAUACAAAAUAUUUACCCAUUUUCCUUCGCUUAAUAUAUUUUUAAUAAAUUAGUAAUAUUUAAAAGUAAUAAUAUUGAAAAACAAACCAGGAUAGAGAUUGCCCGCUUCAAGUGGAAUGUCCCAAUUACAAAAAAAAAUUUAGUUUUAUUUUCGAGGAAAUUCCAAAGUAAUUAUUUAAAGUACUCCGAUUAUAUAAUUUAAAAAAAAUUUUAAACUACAAACUUUAAAACUUAAGACUUUAAUAUUUUAGAAAUAAUCCUUUGCAUUUUUCUAGUAAAUAAUUGAUAAGUACUAGAAAAGUUAACAAAGGAAAGAAAAAAGGGGGAUAUAUAGAAAUUCAUGCAAUUUAACUGGAAAAUGACAGAGUUAAGUAAGGAACUUUACAUGGUUAACUUCCUGGAAAAGGGAGUGGUAUCUGGGAUAAGUAAUUGAGAAAAACUCACCUCAAUUCUGGACGUUGCUGGCACGUGGCUGAUGGCGGACUAAAUGGGUGAAGACUCGACAAGUGUCGAUGGAGUUGCGCGCGUCGCUGGAGGUGGUGGAACGCAGAACGCCUGGCGUUGAUUGGCUGAGAUUAUUCUUGAAGUGACGCUCGACGCUGGAGAGGGUAGAACACAGAACGCCGGGCGUUGAUUGGCUGACAUUAAUUUACUGGAAGUGGCGCGCAACCAAUUUUAAUUUGAAUUCUCCGAUAAUCAAAAUUAUUGUUUUAUUUUAUAAUUCAUAGAGAAUUUCAGUUGGGGUACACUUUUUCUUCUUCUUUAGAAAAUAACUGAAAAUUCAACAAAUAAUAUAUUUAUUAACAAUAAAAUAAAUAAUGUUAAUUAAUUGAGCCCGAUAUUUUUUAGAAUUCACUAAUGAACUUUUUGCGUAUUUAUAAAUAGUUUGUAUUAGAUUAUUUUACAAGUAUUCCUCCUCUAUGUCAGCAUACAAAUUUUAUCAAGAGGAAAGUAUGAAAGUUAAAUAUUAUUUUGCAUGUAAAUUAAAAACUAAGAAACCGUUAAUAGCAUACACUGUUUUAAACCAAAAUUAAAGAACAUCUUCCUUCUUUUGACUUGUGGUAUUAACAUUGGAUUUUAAUUCGUUAAAAAAACAACAAUAAAUUAUUAAAGAACUUUUUUAUUUUAUUCUUAGAAUAAUAUUAAUGAGUAACAUUAAAAAGUAAAAACUCUGUAAAAAUGUAAAGAAAUACAUUAUUUUUCAGACUAUUAAUAAUCAGUCGACUUAAUUCUUUAAUAUUGCAAAUAAAUGACUGAUAAAUACUUUUCUUUAAUCUCUAAAUCUGAAUCUAUAUAUUUAUAUAUAUGUGUUUGAAAAUAUUCAGAUUUAAAAAAAGAAAAAGAGAUCGAGUAAAUGAAAACGUAACUUAUAUUAAACAAAAUGAAACAAUUUUUCAACUAUUUCACCGAGAAUUUAACCAAGCUUCAAUUUUCGCCUCAUUCUUCUGUAACCAUUUAAUGUUGUUAAC